UGUAAAUGUCAUGAAAUAUAUUCCGAGUUUACUCCAGGCAGAAACAUAUUUACAUAAAUAUUUACAUAAUGAAGACGAAAUUGACCAACUAUUUUAUUGGAACGAUUUGUGUCCUAGUACUGGCUCUCGUUUGCUGGAUAUUUUCAGGAAAUGCUGUAGUUGCAAAAAGGCAAGGGAUCCAAUUCCAUGGAAAAUGUACACCUGGUGAUCACUGUGCUUGGAAAAAUACUGCCUGCAUUGACUCCACGUGUCGAUGUCAGUCUGGCUACGAGCACCUCAAACAUAAUGACAUUCAUUUCUGUGAAGAACCUAUUCAGCUCCGAAAUAUUGCAACUAUUGAGGAUCACCCCUCGCUAAUUCGAAACCAGACGUGUCUUAACUCAAAGACAAAAUCUCCUAACUCGUGUCGCGCUAGUCCUUGCUUUACCGGAUUUCUGAUCGAUUUAAUUUGCAAAAUUGAUCACGAAAUCAAAAAUUUGGACAACUGCACAAUCACCGUGAUAAAAUUGGCGAAUAAAAGUUCAUCUGUCCGAACAGCAAGAAUUCUGAAGCUUCUUAAACAAAACAAAACCGACUUGAUCCUCACACCCUUUAAUUUCCUUCGGAACCCAAACCCGUACAAAAAAGUUAUGCUCGAUUCAGCCCCAUUUGUUUGGAAUGCAGAAAAGUCGGUCUAUCUAUCUCUAGGGUUUCCGCUAUUCGCAUCCGAUGCUAAGUGGCAGAUGGACCUCACAAUAAAUUCACUUCUUGAAAAGAAAUAUAUUGAUGAACUCUUAACAAAAUGGUUUCAUAAGGGGACCUCGACCUUAGCCAAGGAGAAACAUGUGACACCUGAAUAACUCAGGGAAACAUGUAAUUUAAUAAAAUUCUUAUAAUUUUUAUUUCCAAAAUUUCAGAAAUCAUUAAUAAGAAAAAUAAAAUCUUCAGGCAUAUGAGAA
Molecule: messenger RNA, 938 nt
Organism: Folsomia candida
Lineage: Eukaryota; Metazoa; Arthropoda; Collembola; Entomobryomorpha; Isotomidae
Exons: 6
Coding region: 69-839 (256 amino acids)
Source: RefSeq, a predicted model, not a curated record